AUGAUAUUAUGGUCAGUGGAGCUGUCCGAGUUCGGCAUCAAAUAUGAAAGUCGUGGCCCCCUCAAAGCCCAAUGCCUGGCAGACUUCGUGGCUGAAUUAACUCCAACCUCGGCUGACGAACAAUGGUUUGGCUUCAAAGUGACAAACAACCAAGCGGAGUAUGAAGCACUUCUCGCAGGGCUAAGGUUAGCUCACGAUCUCGGUGCACGGAAAGUGAGUUGCAACAGUGACUCAAAACUCAUGGUAGAGCAGCUCAGCGGGACAUACCAGGCCAAGGAUGUUCUUCUACAAUGGUAUUUCCUUGUGGCAUCACAACAGAUCUUGUCCUUCGACGAGUUCACCAUACAUCAUGUACCGCGAGUGCAAAAUACCAGAGCCGACCUCCUGUCAAAGCUCGCUAGCACCAAAUGCCCUGGACAGCAUCAGACCAUCAUCCAGGAAACCUUGCAUUCACCUAACUUAGAUGACAAGAUCGUUAAUACCAGCGACGGCGAAGAACAGGGAUGGAUGACAUGCAUUUUGAACUACUUGAAGGCAGGAUUUUUACCCGAGGAUAAAGACGAAGCUCGGAAGAUGAGGGUAAGGUCGGCUAAGUUCGUAAUCGUCAGAGAUGAACUGUUCAAACGUGGCAUCUCCACCCUAUUGCUCAAAUGCUUGACUACACCUCAAGCUGCUUAUGUCGUAGAGGAGAUCCACCGAGAUUUCCAAGCCUACGUGCAAAAGUGCAAAGAGUGCCAGCAGUUCAGCAAUACGCAUCGACAACCGCUUGAAGCUCUCCACCAGAUGAUGUCACCGUGGCCUUUCACUCAGUGGGGAAUGGACAUCCUGGGACCGUUCUCCCCUGCAAAGGGUCAGCUCAAAUUCCUCUUGGUGGCAAUCGAUUACUUCACCAAGUGGAUCGAGGCAUGCCAACUCGCCAAGCUCACCACUGAGAAUGUACAGAAGUUCACCUGGAAGAGCAUCAUAUGCAGGUUCGGAAUUCCCCAUUCCCUUGUUACUGAUAACGGCCGACAAUUCAUUGCGCAAAGCUUCGAGGACUUCCUUCGGGAACUCAGAAUUAAGCAUCUCUCGACCUCGGUGGAACAUCCGCAAACUAAUGGCCAGGCCGAAGCUGCAAACAAGGUGAUACUCAAAGAGCUCAAGAAGCGGCUAGGGAAUUCCAAGGGAUAA
Cajanus cajan (pigeon pea) is the source of this 1170-nucleotide messenger RNA. NCBI's taxonomy places the organism in Eukaryota, Viridiplantae, Streptophyta, Magnoliopsida, Fabales, Fabaceae. The record is from RefSeq and is a predicted model, not a curated record.